This is a messenger RNA of Theobroma umbraticum, 1765 nucleotides long. Its product is annotated as increased DNA methylation 1-like. NCBI's taxonomy places the organism in Eukaryota, Viridiplantae, Streptophyta, Magnoliopsida, Malvales, Malvaceae. Gene Ontology annotation, cellular component: nucleus. The record is from RefSeq and is a predicted model, not a curated record. Gene Ontology annotation, molecular function: transcription corepressor activity. Gene Ontology annotation, biological process: regulation of transcription by RNA polymerase II; negative regulation of DNA-templated transcription.
AUGGACUUGGAAAGCUCAAUGGCUUAUAACUUGAGGAAAAGGGACUUUCUGAAUAAAAAGAUUCCUAAUUUGGGAUCGACAAGCGGUUCGGAUAAUGAAAGCAAUGAUUCUACUCAUUCUGACCCCGACUAUGGGAAGCCUAUGCCUGCAAGGAACAAUGGCAGACCAUCUGGUGCAAUACAGAGGGGUGGUGGUAUCCGAAUAGGAGAUACUGCGCCUGCAAGUUCCAGCAAGCAUGCUGCGACCACGCAGAAAAGGCGGCCAGGGCGGCCCCCAAAGGCAAAGGCCAAUGGGGCAGAAGACAGGCUAGGCAACAUAGAGGAGAGAUGUACGAGGAGGAAAAGAAAGAAUAUCUCGCAGUCGCCUGUAGGAUGCAUAUAUAAGAGAACUGUAUUGGCUUGGUUGAUAAGCUUGGGUAUAGUUGGACAACAUCAAAAAGUCUCGUACGUUGAUGAGGAUUCUGGACGUAUAUUGGCAGGAGGCAAAAUCAGAGCGGAGGGCAUUGUAUGUGACUGUUGUUCUCGUGUGAUUACAGUAGGAGACUUUGAGAUCCAUGCCGGACGUGACACCAAAAAGCCCUACCAGCAUAUAUUUUUGGCAUCGUCACAGAUUUCCUUGUUGGAAUGCCAAAUAGAAGCAUGGGUAGAUAGGAAGGAAGAAGGAAAUCGUGCAUACAACAACGUACAGCCUGCACCAGAAGCUACUGACAAAAGUGAUGAUGCCUGUAUGGUUUGUGCUGAUGGAGGGAACUUGGUUUGCUGUGAAAGAUGUCCCUCAACGUGUCAUUCGAGCUGCAUUUUCGUGGGGGACAACAUUUCCGGAGAUGAAUGGCUGUGUCCAUAUUGUGUCUGCAAAUACUGUGCCCGCGGGGAUGGCACUUUAAAGAAGUGUACCCAUUGCGAAAAACAAUAUCAUUGCAAGUGUGGAGGAGAAAAGCUGGACCUGAAUUCUCCGACCUCCUUGUUCUGUGGAGACAGUUGCAAGCAGAUAUAUGAAGGGUUACAAAGCAUGCUUGGAGUUAGAAAUGAUCUUGUCGGUGGCCUUUCUUGGACUCUACUCCAGCGGACAGAGCCGAUAUUCACUGCCCAUGCAGGUGUUGAUUACAACAAGGUAGUGGUCAACUCUAAGAUUGCUGUCGCCUGGAUGGUCAUGAACGAAUGUUUCGUGUCAUCCAUAGACCGCUAUUCAAAAGCCAAUGUUGUGCAAAGUAUUGUCUACAAUAUUGGGUCCAACUUGACGCGUCUUAAUUUUAGUGGCUUUUAUACUGCUGUCCUGGAAAAGAAUGACGAAAUCAUCUGUGCUGCAAGCGUAAGGGUGCAUGGAAAAAGGUUGGCUGAGAUGCCCUUCAUCGGAACCCGUAGAGAAUUCAGGCGUCGAGGGGUGGCUCGCACCCUGGAAAAUUGCGUUGAAUCUGUCCUUUGCGAUCUAAAAGUUGAGAAGCUGGUGAUUCCAUCUCUCCAACAACUUACUGGCAUGUGGACGGAGAAGUAUCUUUUCUCCAACAUCGAGGAGGACCGCUUGAAAAUGGAGCUCAGCCAGUACAAUACUGUGACGUUCCCAAGUUCAGUCGUGAGACUGCAGAAGACCUUGUCGACGCUUCCUGACUUGAACGGUGGUCCUUCUCCUUCCGAAACCAAUGAAGGUUCAUUGAAUGCCAUUUAAAAGUUAUCUUCAGCAAUCAGAAUCACAGUGUUUGUUUCAACGCAGUUUCUAGUCAUGCUGUACACAUGGGGUUGUUGCUUAUACUAGUUGCAGGCUUGCAGAC